This is a messenger RNA of Eutrema salsugineum, 1536 nucleotides long. Its product is annotated as transcription factor HRS1. Gene Ontology annotation, molecular function: DNA-binding transcription factor activity; DNA binding. The transcript has 6 exons. Gene Ontology annotation, biological process: regulation of DNA-templated transcription. The record is from RefSeq and is a predicted model, not a curated record. NCBI's taxonomy places the organism in Eukaryota, Viridiplantae, Streptophyta, Magnoliopsida, Brassicales, Brassicaceae. Bases 350 to 1408 code for a protein of 352 amino acids.
UUGUCUUAGAAUUACCAGUAAUUUCUUUCCCGUAUUCUCUCUCAAUGUCCUUCUCGGAUCUGCCGGCUUUAACUCGCAGCGGCUUGUCUCUGUGCUCUGUUCCGUCACAGAGGAAGAAUCUUCGCCGGACGAGAACGCUGAGGAAACCCAGAAGUCCAAUCCGCCGGCUUUAACUCGCGGUGGCUUGUUUCCGUGUUGAAUUGUUAGCUAUUUUUCACCAUCCUCUAUAUUAAACAAGCUUCUAUGUUCUCUGUUUUCAGAAAGUCGCAGGGAGGAAUGGAGGAUCAUAAAGGGUAAACUUUGCAGAGAAAGGUUCUACCGUUGAACAUAGUAAAACCCACAAAGCACCAUGAUUAAGAAGCUAAGCAAUAUGAAUUACAACCAAAAACGGGAGAGAUGUGGCCAGUACAUCGAAGCCCUUGAAGAAGAACGUCGCAAGAUUCAUGUCUUCCAACGUGAACUUCCUCUUUGCUUAGACCUUGUAACUCAAGCGAUCGAGGCAUGUAAAAGAGAGGUACCGGAGACCACGGUGGAGAAUGCGUACGGACAACCGGAGUGCUCGGAGCAGACAACCGGAGAAUGUGGGCCCGUCUUGGAGCAGUUUCUAACCAUUAAAGACUCAUCAACAUCCAACGAAGAAGAACAAGAAGAAGAGGAUGAUGAGUUGGACGAUGAACACGGAAAUCACGAUCCCGACAAAGAUUCCGAGGACAAGAACAUGAAAUCUGAUUGGCUCAAGUCUGUUCAGCUCUGGAACCAACCCGACCCUCUUCUUCUAAAAGAGGAGCGCUCUCAACGGGAGAUGAUGGAGACAGUGGUGAAUAGAGACGAGAGUAUGAGAAAAGAUCCGGCGACGAGCGGUGGCGAUGGAAGGAAGAGAGAGGCGGAGAAAGACGGAGGAGGAAGAAAGCAAAGAAGGUGUUGGUCGUCGCAGUUGCAUAGACGCUUCUUGAACGCUCUUCAACACUUAGGUGGACCUCAUGUAGCUACGCCAAAGCAGAUCAGGGAGUUAAUGAAGGUUGAUGGAUUAACCAAUGAUGAAGUUAAAAGCCAUUUACAGAAAUAUAGACUGCAUACAAGAAGACCAAGCCAACCAGCUCCUAAUAGCGGAAACUCUCAAACGCAACAUUUCGUAGUCGUCGGAGGUUUAUGGGUCCCACAAUCUGACUAUUCUACGGGCAAGACCACCGGAGGAGCUACGGCCAGCGGCACUACCACCACUACAAACACCGGAAUAUAUGGAGCCAUGGCUGCACCGCCACCGCCACAGUGGCCGAGCCAUUCCAAUUUUAGGUCGUCGAUUAUUGUGGAAGAAGGAUCGGGAAGUCAUAGCGAAGAAGUGGUGGUCCGGUGUAGCUCGCCGGCGAUGUCUUCUUCUACUCGUAAUCAUUACGUCAAGAAAAAUUAAUUUGUUUUUACUCUCUCUACUGUUUUGGUUCAUUCUAUUAUACUAUUAUUUUGUUUUGUUGUCUACGAGUUAGAAUUUGAUACUGUGAUAAAAAAAAGAGUGAGUUUUGCACCGAGACCAAUACUAUU